Molecule: messenger RNA, 2035 nt
Organism: Arabidopsis arenosa
Lineage: Eukaryota; Viridiplantae; Streptophyta; Magnoliopsida; Brassicales; Brassicaceae
Source: the annotation of a GenBank genome assembly
GGAAAGAUUUCUGAGAAUCUUAGAAAGUUAUCAUCAUCCUUACGUAAGAGUGAUUCCAGAUGGAGAAUGGGUUAUGGGAGGUUUUAGGUUCAAAAGGUUUGUUGAAGAAACAUGAAUUCAUUAGGAUUUUGGUUCAAUGCUUAUACUCGUUAGGAUUCAAGAACUCUGCUUCUUGUUUGGAAAUCGAGUCGAACAUCUCGUAUAAAUCAGCUGAUUAUGAGUUUCUUGAAAAGCAAGUUUUGAGUGGUGAUUGGGAUAGUUGCGUAGCGGUUCUGGACAGGAUUUUUGAUAAUUCCAAGGAUGAUACGAGGAACACGGCUUUAUAUUUAGUGUUUAAGCAAUGUUUGUUGGAGUAUUUGAAACGUGGGGAUGUUUCUUUGGCCUUGAAUGUGUUACGGAAGCAAGCUCCGAUGUUAAGGAUGGGGAAAGAGAAGAUUCACAGGCUUGCUUGUGAUAUUGUUUAUUCAAAAGAGAUGGAAUCCGGUGAAGUAGACAGCUGUUUGGUUCAGGGUUUGAGGAAAAAGUUGUUGGUUGAACUCGAGAAGUUGAUUCCCUUGCCAAUUGUUAUUCCUGAGAGAAGGUUGGAACAUUUGGUUGAGACUGCUGUGAUGGACCAGAUUGAUACAUGUCUGUAUCAUAACUCAUGGGGUGCAGUAUCACUUUACAAGGAUCACUGUUGCGGUAGAGAUCAAAUUCCUUCAGAGACUGUCCAGAUUUUGAUGGCACAUAAAAAUGAAGUGUGGUUUGUGCAAUUCUCUAAUAGUGGCAAAUAUCUGGCCACUGCAUCAAGUGACUGUACAGCUAUAAUAUGGAAGGUACUGGAUGAUAACAAAGUCGAACUGAAGCACACGCUUGAGAGCCACCAAAAUCCAGUUUCUUUUGUCUCGUGGAGCCCUGACGAUACUAAACUGCUUACAUGCGGAAACGCUGAGGUUCUUAAGCUAUGGGAUGUUGACACAGGUGUGUUGAGACACACAUUUGGAAACAACAAUACUGGAUUCACUGUCAGCUCUUGCGCAUGGUUCCCUGACUCAACUCGGCUUGUCUGUGGCAGUUCUGACCCAGAAAGAGGGAUUGUAAUGUGGGAUACUGAUGGAAACGAGAUCAAAGCCUGGAGAGGAACGAGAAUUCCAAAGGUGGUGGAUUUGGCUGUGACGCCGGAUGGCGAGAGUAUGAUUACAGUGUUUUCGGAUAAAGAGAUCCGGAUCUUGAAUUUAGAGACAAAAGUCGAACGUGUUAUCUCUGAGGAACAACCAAUUACUUCCCUUUCGAUUUCUGGAGAUGGUAAAUUUUUUAUAGUCAACUUGAGCUGCCAAGAGAUACAUCUUUGGGAUCUUGCUGGAGAGUGGAAACAACCAUUGAAGUUCUCGGGUCACAGGCAGAGCAAAUACGUGAUACGGUCAUGUUUUGGUGGGUUGGACAGUUCGUUCAUUGCCAGUGGAAGCGAGGAUUCACAAGUUUACAUAUGGAAUCUAAAGAACGCAAAGCCGCUUGAAGUGUUAUCAGGUCAUUCCAUGACUGUAAACUGUGUGAGCUGGAACCCGAAAAAUCCUCGGAUGUUGGCCUCUGCUAGUGAUGACCAAACCAUCCGUAUUUGGGGACCGGGCAAACCGAACAAACCAGAGAACUGAUUAGAUAACCAGAAACCGUAGUAGCUUUAAACCAGGACCUAGUUCUAGUAGUUCCACAUUUGUGUAUAGUUCAUUUCUUUCUUUUUUUCUUUUUUUCUUUUUUGGUGUUCCUUAUUGGCUUUGCAGAACAAUUUCUUGCUUUUUGAGUUUUGGUACACUAGUUUUGGAAGAUCGGAUUUGAGAUGAGACAUGAAUUGAAACCAAACCGGUUUAUGCGAAAAACGGAAACAAGCUAUAUGUGUUGAGAGGUUAGGUGGUUGGCAAUUGUUUGUUGAUCACAGCAAAACUUAGCUAACUUGUUGUUUCGUUGGUCCUUUGUUACAAUGUGGCUCCACCGUUAUCUACUAGUAAAUAACUAUAUAUAUACCAAUGUUAUACUAAGCUAAUACAUAAUUUGAAACAUG